GGAUCGGGCGUCCGGCUGAACAGAAGUCUCAGUGAAGGCGAGAGUCUUCCAGGGAGGUCAAUAAGCCAUAGGAAAUCCAUUGUAGGGGCUCUCUGGAGCUACCUUACUCCUCGAGGGCGGGGCUCCCUGGAGCAACUCACACAGCAGCUGCAUGGUGGAGAAGACACGGACCAUGGCGUCGUUGGAGCCGGCCCAGCUCGACAAGACGAGGCCUGGCUGCAAGCCUACUACAACGGAGUCACACUUGUGGUCCUUGUAGUCGCAGGGUACCUCUGCUGGGCCGUCUACUGCGUUCUGGGGCCGUUUCUCCACCCGCUUCUUUGGGCCGUCCUCACCGGUCUACUCUUGCACCCGUUCAAGAAGACAUGGACGGAGAGAAUCAGCCAGUGGCUGGAGCUCUUGGAGAACAACUCCAUCCCUCUCUCCGCUGGCUUGGUCCUCUCUCCUCUCUUUCUCUUCAACCACAUCUCAAAGACACUCGAAACUACCGUUCUUACUUACUGGUUGGCAAUGCUUGGUUCGACGGUUGCAACAAUAUCACUUUGGUCUUUGUAUCGACUUAGCUUGCCACUGCAUCUCUAUCGCUGCCUUACAGCACUGCACUCUUUCCUGCUCGCAUUUGAAGACGCGCUCACGAGCUACAAGUUGUCGUUUCAGUUGCUCACCGUUUUCCUCGCGUUUCUCCUGCUGGUUGUUGUCGGCAGAUCGAAUAUGAAGUAUUUCACAGUACUCGCCAGUCUAUCUACGCUGGUGUGGUUCCUAGCUCUCGUCAACGUUGCUGCGUAUGUUCUGGGGAGUGCCCUCGCAUUUCCGUUGGUAAUUGGACUCUUUAUGAUAGGAGGCGCGGUCUCGUUUGCAGCGAACUUGAAGAGACUUUUGAACGGAGGCAAAAAGUCGACGAAAUCGGCAAAGUUGAGAGGAAGAUUGGAGGAGGACGAGGAGGGAGGUGAGGUUGCGAAAAGGGAGAGAAGAGAAGGGAGAGAAGUGGUUACUCUAGAGGAGGUAAAGUGUUCAGGUGAUCUCAACGAAGCCAGAGAAGGAGAAGAAGAGAGAAAUGUGGUUGGUACAAGGGUUCAAGUUUCAGAUGAGGAAUUUCCCCCGGAGAAUAUGAGGCCUGUUUUCGAGGGUCCGGAAGACGAGGGGGACGUAACGAAAUCUCGCGUUUCGUUUGGUUCUGUGGUGAGAAUCAGCCCAGAGAGGCCAGCCAGUGAGGGAGAGACUGGGAGAUUGCAGGCCGGGGUUAAGAGGUCCCCCUCCCUUCCCAGAGACUCGACGUCCUCCGUGGAAAACGAGGAGGGGCGUUCUCAGAGUUACUACGUCUUCCUCGGGUUGUACGGCAUGUUCUUUGUAGUUCUUUUCUGGACCUACCCCUUCUUGUUUCUCCUUCUCGUCCCGUUUGCCGUGUGGGGUGGGCUGAGAGCCGCAUUUGUCAGUAUAAACUGGAGAAUAACUGACAGUCGCGUGUGGCCUUUUGCACAAAGAAUCCAGGGGUGGGUUUGUAUGCAGCGAGCGCUUCUCUUCCCUGCCCCUCUCCCCACACUGUCUCGCCUCUAUCUCUCCCUCGAUCGAACCGUUCUGAAGUUUGCAAAGGGGUCUUUGGACUCUCUGAUGAGUCUGGUUAUCAUAGUCGGUCUCCUGGUGAGUGGAGUUGGGCUGACAGUGUUCCUGGUCCUCCAGAUACAAGUGGAGUUGUCGCACUACGUGGCCAUCAUGGCGGCCGUGUGGGAAAGAACGUUGGAGACGAGUCCACAACUAGCCGAGUGGAUAGGAGGAGGAGAAGGAGGAGGAGGUGGUAUUCAUGAGACUUUUGGUUCAUUUGCGACUCAGGGGUACAUGUAUGGCAGAGAAUGGCUGGCCGGACAAGUGCAGUCUGCACUGGGGGACACUUCAGAGAAAGGCGGAGCCAUAGAGAAACAGGUUCUGAACCUGUAUGACCAGUUGUACCAGUCGUACGUCUUGGCCAACUCGACCACAUCCUCCGAGAGCCACUUUGGCUCCGGGCUGACUAAUAGCGGGGACCUCCUCAACGAGAUGCAGAUAAUUGUCAUGGAGAACCUGGAGACAGUUGUCUCUGUGCUCAAGUCAAUGUGGGUCGUCCUUGCAGACAAUCUCUCACUCGCCCUCUCUCUCCUAUACUCUGUACUAGGCCUCCUCCUCAGUGGAGGCACAGCUCUCAUCAAUGCCGUAGGUUUAGGAGCUCAAUUAUCUGCCUUAUUACAGGGACUUACCCUCUGUAUCAGGUCGUGUUCCUGACGACCCUGUUUUACCUGUUGUGUUACUCGUCAGACGUGUAUCUCCCCGUCAGAAUUGUCCUCGAUAUAAUCCCCAGUGUCACCCAGUCUGACACCGCCGGGCACUACACGACUUCUUUCUCCCGUGCAAUCAGGAGUGUGUUUCAUGCAUCGUUCAGUCGGCUGGUAUUCUACGGACUGUACACGUGGUUGGUGCACACGGCCUUUGGUCUCCCUGUGUCAGUACUACCAGCUGGUGAGUGGAUCUCUCUCCUUCAUUUCUCAACCUCUCUCCCUCAUAUAUAUAUACACACACACCGAACCUCUGAUUAAAGGACACCUCUCUAUAAGGGAAACUUGGUUCUGCCCCAUACUAAUACAUCCGUGUACCAUUUCUCUUGCCUCGAUCUGAAUAAAAGACACUUUAGGUUACCCAAGCUGUUGUUGGACUGUACGUUCCUCUCCUCUCUCUCUUCUCCCCCCAGUUCUAGCUGCCAUAGCAGGAGCCCUCCCGUUUGUGGGGACCUAUUGGAUAGCUAUCCCAGCUGUCCUAGAGCUGUGGCUGGUGGAGGGACAGACGGUGUCGGCCAUUACCCUACUCCUCCUCUCCCUCCUCCCUCUCUUCUUUGUCGACUCAAUCUUAUACGGAGAGGUGGAAGGAGGUCAUCCCUAUCUGACAGGGCUGGCAGUGGCUGGAGGAAUCUACUUUGCAGGUUUAGAGGGGGCAUUAAUUGGACCCAUCCUACUCUGCUGUCUCGUGUUUAUCCAUGAACUAUUCGAUGACCUCGGCUCCUAGAGACCUUGGUUAUUAUUAUAUAGCUCCUAGAGCCUUUGGUCAGUUGGCAUCAUCAUCUCAUUGAAAACGUGUAUAUACAGCAUUUCAUGUAUUGUAUACUACUGAAGGGAAACGUGUAUAUACAGCACUGCUUUAGUAAAGUGUUGAUGGUGAGAGAGAGGGAGGUGGGAGGAGAGAAAGAAGUGAUAAGUCUACACCCUAAUGCCUUGUCUAGCCUUGUCCAUAAUGUCUAUCUGUAUCCUCGGGUAGUGAGGAUGCUUCUCCAACACUGUGAGACACACGUCUAUGGCUUCCACGAGCCUCUUUGCCUUCAGGUAAUUGAACGCCAGUCUGUACCCUGUACAUUUGGUGUCAUAGAGGGAGGGAGGAAUGGACAAAAUGGAGGCAGAAAGACGUUAUAGUGGAACCCCUCUAAUCCAGACACCGGUG
Molecule: messenger RNA, 3456 nt
Organism: Geodia barretti
Lineage: Eukaryota; Metazoa; Porifera; Demospongiae; Tetractinellida; Geodiidae
Source: the annotation of a GenBank genome assembly